Molecule: messenger RNA, 471 nt
Organism: Suillus plorans
Lineage: Eukaryota; Fungi; Basidiomycota; Agaricomycetes; Boletales; Suillaceae
Exons: 2
Coding region: 1-471 (156 amino acids)
Source: RefSeq, a predicted model, not a curated record
AUGGAUCCGUCAAUGCUUGUCACAGGAUCAUUGCUCAAUCAAUUUCAGCCUAGGCAAAGCCAGCCAACCGAUUAUGGCCGUUUUGUGAUUCAUAUUGUAAAGCGUAUGACACAACAGUCAGGCGUUAUCGACCAAACCAUGUUACGUCGGGCGAUUGGGCUCGCAUCGUCAUACCUUGUGACUGAUACAAGCACCAAUUCCGACCGUGGUAUCCAGACGUGGUGUACUGGGUUCCAUCGUCUUGUCGAUAUUAUGGUUGUGUUACAUUCAAGAGGGGAGCUGGAACUUGACACAGUCAACGAGGCAUCAAAAGCGUGUUCUGAAUGUUGGAGUGUGGCCGGAACUUGGCGGGGCAUGGAAGAUUGUCGCCAGGGUGUGAAGGAGGUUGCUGCUAAACUUAAGAAGUUACUUGAUGAGCCUCACAGAAGAACGUAUAAAGGAUCCAAAGUGUACACCCCGAGCAGUAGUUAA